GAAGAUUUAAGCGCAGUCGUAAAGCUUUGAUGGCCGCAGUAUAAACGCCCUGAUACAGAAUGGCAACUUUAAAACCUCGCGAGUUUGCGACACUGACGUUGGCAAAGUGCGACCAAAAUGAAUUAUCAUUAUUAUCCUCCAGGGGUAGCCUACCAAGGCUUGAAUCAAUGUUACCACGAAACCACGGAGCCAAACUGCCAUUGCAAUUCACAGGCUAUAUAUCAAAGUAGUUUGUUUAGAUGCAGCAGGGCUAUUAAUCACCCAGUCACCGGUUUCUCAAUGGGCAGCUUUCCUGAUGAUGUGGAAAUAGCCGUGGACCUCUCGAAGAUUCGUGUGACACGUACGAGGCGAAGUCGUAUGCAGUACAGUCCAUGGCAGGUCGAAGAGAUGGAGAAAGUUUUUCAGAAAACGCAUUAUCCAGAUGUCUUUGUACGAGAAGCGCUUGCCGUUCGCCUCGAUCUGGCUGAAUCGAGAAUCCAGGUUUGGUUUCAAAAUAGACGAGCCCGUUGGCGUCGGAAGGAAAAUACCGUGGCGACUCCGGGCCGUCGGUCCCUCGCGCAGCUUGAGAAACCGACCGAACUCAAGUCGACACGAAACGAUAAGGAAGACACGAACGCGACACGCACGAACAUUAAGCACAGCGUUGCGAACAUUCUCGCCAAACCGUCGAAGAUCAUUCAAGUGCCGUGGAAGGUCCCGAAACGCGGCAAAAAAUAUCGCACCGAAGUGACGGCGAAGAAAAAUGCCCCAGCAUCGGAUGUUAUGCGACUAGACCGCGAUUUAUGCAAAAUAGGAGAAAAUUCAACGGUUUCAAAAUCCUAGUGCAUCGUCCUAUACAUUGUCGCAGUUACGUUUCCUCGGCCUCGUUCGGGUGAAACUGUCUUCGAGAACUCAAACUGUCCAUUGAGAAAAGAGCCUUAAGCACACCAUAAUGCAGGCUGAUUGGCCAGCCAUUCGUGAGAAUAUCUACCUUUACGUCUGAAUUGAGUGAAAAUCUAUGUUUUACCAACCUUGUGGCUGAUUAAUUCUAUCGUCGGUUUUUCUAUACUUGUGUAGCUUUGUUUACGCAUGGAAAAGUUUAUAUCUGUUUAUUGAAAUGACAUACCAGGGGCCGGUUGUAGUCAAGCCCGUUUAGCCGCUUAAACGGUGAAUAAGUCAAA
Messenger RNA from Dendronephthya gigantea, 1160 nucleotides. Its product is annotated as ALX homeobox protein 1-like. The record is from RefSeq and is a predicted model, not a curated record. Lineage: Eukaryota; Metazoa; Cnidaria; Anthozoa; Malacalcyonacea; Nephtheidae. Gene Ontology annotation, molecular function: DNA-binding transcription factor activity, RNA polymerase II-specific; sequence-specific double-stranded DNA binding. Gene Ontology annotation, biological process: regulation of DNA-templated transcription. The coding region runs from base 118 to 822 and encodes 234 amino acids. The transcript has 3 exons.